Molecule: messenger RNA, 1207 nt
Organism: Pelagomonas calceolata
Lineage: Eukaryota; Pelagophyceae; Pelagomonadales; Pelagomonadaceae
Source: the annotation of a GenBank genome assembly
GCCCGGGCCGCGGCGCCGCCGACGGCCCGGCGCGCGGCCGCGGCCGCGCGGACUCCAUGGGCGACGAGCCCGAGUUCAACGCCAUGGUCGACGAGAUGAUCAAGAAGUUGCUCGACCACCAGAAGGGCCCGGUGCACCCGCGGCGGUCGGGGCCGAUGGGGCUCGGGGGAUUGAGCGGGAGGCAGGCCGCCUGCGUGCCCCAGAAGGACGUCAUGGCUUUAUUAAGGAAGAUGAAGGAGGUCUUCCUGGCCCAGCCCAUGUUACUUGAGUUAACAGCACCCUUGAAGAUCGUGGGCGACAUCCAUGGGCAGUAUAAAGACCUGCUGAGGCUCUUCGAGGAGUGCGGCUGGCCGCGGGAUGUCCAUUAUUUAUUUUUGGGUGAUUACGUCGAUAGAGGACCGUCGGGGUUGGAGGCCGUCCUCUUGUUAUUGUGCUAUAAGGCCAAGCAUCGGGACACGUUUUUCAUGUUGCGGGGCAACCACGAGUGCGCGGCGAUCAAUAGGAUCUACGGGUUCUGCGACGAGUGCAAGCGGGCCUACGGCUUGAAAAUAUGGAAGCAGUUCAAUGAUGUGUUCAACUGCAUGCCCGUGGCCGCGGUUGUGGACGACAAGAUCUUCUGCGUCCAUGGCGGGUUGUCUCCGGAAUUGAGGACCUUUGAUCAAAUAACAUCACUAAGGAGACCGACGGACGUGCCCGACGCGGGCAUGAUGUGCGACUUCCUCUGGGCGGACCCCGAGCCCCACACGAAGGGCUGGGCGGAGAGCGAACGGGGCGUGUCGUACACGUUCGGGCCCGACGUGGUGGAGAAGUUCCUGAAGCAGCACGACUUGGAUUUAUUAGUAAGAGCGCACCAGGUCGUCGAGGACGGCUACGAGUUCUUCGCGUCGCGCCAGCUCGUGACGUUGUUUUCGGCGCCGAACUACUGCGGCGAGUUCGACAACGCGGGCGCGAUCAUGUCCAUCGACGAGACGCUCAUGUGCAGCUUCCACAUCCUGAAGCCGGCGGUAGCCAUCGACACGCUGAGCCCGGCGCAGGACCGCCGGCCGACGGGGCUCAUGGGCGGCGGCGCGCGACGGCCCGCGACGCCCAUGCCGCCGCCGGGCAAACGCUAGCUAUAUAUCCCGCCCCCCCAAAACCAACACUCGACUCGCUUCCGCUUAUCGGACGGGCACGGCGCCCCUCUGAAGUAACCGCACAUGAGAUUUUA